Megachile rotundata (alfalfa leafcutting bee) is the source of this 5510-nucleotide messenger RNA. RefSeq names its product RNA polymerase I subunit RpI1 (gene RpI1). Gene Ontology annotation, cellular component: RNA polymerase I complex. The record is from RefSeq and is a predicted model, not a curated record. Gene Ontology annotation, molecular function: DNA binding. NCBI's taxonomy places the organism in Eukaryota, Metazoa, Arthropoda, Insecta, Hymenoptera, Megachilidae. Gene Ontology annotation, biological process: DNA-templated transcription.
CUUCUAUUUGUUAAUUACACUCCAGAGUAUAAAAUCAAUUUCUUUCCUCCUUUUCACUAAUUUUCCUGAUGUUUUGUGACCUUCCAAUUUUGUAAACAGCAAUGUAACUGAAGUAGCUCACAAUCGUUCCAGAAUCAAUCGCACAUAGUUGGUAUAUAGUAUAUCUACACUAGCGCCGCUGAGAGCGGUUUAUCAAAUGGUAAAAAUUUCAUAACCUAAGUAGUUUGUAAUGAAUUUAAAUGUUGUCAAAAACUAUUCUUCGUAAAAUAGGCUGUCAUAUUAAAGAAAUUUAAAAACGUAAGAGAACUUUUAUCACAAUGGUACAACAUAAGCAUACACGUUCUUCACGUGUGACUCCAAAACAUUUAGAUCCAAAAUGUUUAAUGUUUUCUAUGUUUACUGCAAAUGACAUAAGAAAUUUAAGCGUUACGAAAAUAAGAACACCUUUAUCAUUUAAUAUCUUAGGACAUCCACUGAAAGGAGGUUUAUAUGAUCCAGCAUUAGGUCCACUUUUAGAAAGCUCAGAUCCAUGUGGAACAUGUGGAUGCAAUGUAUUCAAAUGUCAAGGUCACUUUGGGCACAUAGAACUACCCAUGCCAGUCGUCAAUCCAUUAUUUCAUAAGGGAUUGUGCAUGUUAAUUAAGUUGGCUUGUUUAAAGUGCUUUACUCUACAGAUUCCACCUUAUGUCAAAUUAUUGUUAUCUACAAAACUAAGGCUACUUCAACAAGGAUAUCUCAGUGAUGUUGAAGGUUUAGAACAAGAAAUAAUGUUUAUUGUUUCAAAUUCAAAUGACCCUUAUGAUGUUGAUUUAGAAUCUUUACAAAAUGUGACUGAUGACUACAUAGAAAAUCUUAUUAAUAAAUCAAGGUUUAAUCAGUCUGCUGUGCAAUAUAAUGAAGAUCAGUUGAAUACAAAAAAUAUCAAUAUGCAAUGGCAUAUGUAUGUUGAAAAUGUUCUUAAGCAAUACACAGCUCCAAAAAUAUGUAAGAAUUGUCAAAAGCCUAUACCAAAAAUUACAACAUUAAGAAAUAAAAUUAUGACAAUUAAAACUCCUAAUGAAGAUGAAAAGAAGAUUGAAAAGGUACGUUCGCGUGGAACAAUUCACAAAUUGGAAACAACCAUGAUAUUGCCAGAUCAGUCUAAAGAGAUUCUUAGAAAACUUUGGGAAAAUGAAGGGAAUUUUCUGAAAAUUAUUUUACCUUGUUUUGGAAUGGUAGAUAUUGAAUAUCCAACUGAUGUCUUUUUCUUUGAAGUGAUACCAGUUUUGCCACCUAUAGUUAGACCAGUUAACUUUGUUAAUGGUCAAAUGAUAGAGCAUCCACAGUCUCAAGUUUACAAAAGCAUUAUUCAAGAUUGUCUUGUCCUUCGUAAUAUUAUUCAAACAAUUCAAGAUGGAAAUACGAAUCAGUUGCCAGAGGAGGGUAAACUUGUUUUUGAACAAAUAAAAGGUAAUACAGCAAUUGAAAAAUUACACAAUGCUUGGCAAAGUUUACAAAUAAAUGUGGACCAUUUGAUGGAUCGUGACAUGAAUAAAACAGCAGAGUCUGCAAAUUGCCAGGGAUUGAAACAAGUUAUAGAAAAGAAAGAAGGAGUUAUUAGAAUGCAUAUGAUGGGAAAAAGAGUAAAUUUUGCAGCUCGUUCGGUUAUUACACCAGAUCCUAAUUUAAACAUAGACGAAAUUGGUAUUCCUGAAACUUUUGCUUUGAAGUUAACAUAUCCGGUACCUGUUACCUCUUGGAAUGCUGCGUGGUUACGAAAACUGAUUUUGAAUGGUCCUGAUGUUCAUCCUGGUGCAGUAAUGGUUGAACACGAAGACGGAAGUGUACAGAGAAUUUCUGGCGAUAACGAUCAACAACGAAAAGCUAUUGCAAAACGUCUUUUAACCAGUGAUAAAGCACAUAAAUUUUUCAAAGGUGUUAAAGUAAUACACAGGCAUUUACAAAACGGAGAUAUUUUAUUAUUAAAUCGUCAACCAACUUUACAUAAACCCAGUAUAAUGGCUCACAAAGCACGUAUUUUAAAAGGAGAGAAAACAUUACGUCUUCAUUACGCUAAUUGUAAGGCUUAUAAUGCAGAUUUUGACGGUGACGAAAUGAAUGCACAUUUUCCACAAAAUGAACUUGCUAGAAGUGAAGGAUACAAUAUAGCCAAUGUGUCUAAUCAAUAUCUUGUACCCAAAGAUGGUACUCCAUUAAGUGGUCUUAUUCAGGAUCACAUGAUUUCUGGUGUACGUUUAACGGUAAGAGGAGCAUUCUUUUCUCGUAUAGAUUAUAUGCAACUAGUUUAUGCUGCUUUAUCGACGAUAAAAGAUGAUAUAAUUCUUCUUCCACCUAGUAUUAUCAAACCGACACCUCUGUGGUCCGGUAAACAGAUUGUAUCGACCGUUAUUAUCAAUAUUAUCCCGCCAAAUCAAGCACGUAUUAAUUUAACGGCAAGCGCUAAAAUCAAUGCGAAAGAAUGGCAAGUCGCAAAAGCAAGACGUUGGAGAUGCGGUACUGAAUUUUCAAAUCCUAAAACAAUGUCGGAGGCUGAAGUUAUCAUACGAAAUGGAGAAUUAUUGUGUGGAGUACUGGAUAAAACCCAUUACGGUGCAACACCAUUUGGUCUUAUACAUUGUGUUUUCGAACUGUACGGUGGUGAUUGUUCUACAAAAUUAUUAAGCGCAUUUGGUAAAUUAUUUCAAGCUGGCUUACAACUAAAUGGAUUCACACUAGGUAUUGAAGAUAUCCUGCUGUUAAAAAAGGCAGACACGAAACGUAGAGAAAUUAUAUCUAAUUGUAGAAACAUUGGAGAAGACAUUCAAAAAUCAAUAUUGGAAUUACCUGAUGAUACAUCCACAGAUGUAGUUACCUCCAAAAUGGAAGAAUCUUAUUGGAGUAACCCUAAAUUUCGUGCGCAGGUCGAUCGAAAAUAUAAAACCGCUUUAGAUGUUUACACUAACGAUAUAAAUAAAACAUGUUUACCAGCUGGUCUUCUAAAAAAAUUCCCAGAUAACAAUUUACAAUUGAUGGUUCAGUCUGGUGCAAAGGGUUCUACUGUAAAUACUAUGCAAAUAUCUUGUUUGCUUGGACAAAUAGAAUUGGAGGGAAAGCGGCCACCGUUAAUGAUAAGUGGAAAAAGUCUUCCAAGUUUUCCGGCAUAUGAUCCAACGCCAAGAGCUGGUGGUUUCAUCGAUGGUCGUUUCAUGACAGGUAUAAAACCUCAAGAAUUUUUCUUCCAUUGUAUGGCUGGUCGUGAAGGUCUUAUCGAUACUGCUGUAAAAACUAGUAGAUCAGGAUAUUUGCAACGUUGCCUGAUUAAACAUCUUGAGGGAUUAGUUAUUAACUACGAUACAACAGUACGAGAUUCAGAUGGUAGUCUAGUACAAAUUUAUUAUGGAGAAGAUGGACUUGAUGUACCAGGUUCACGGUUCUUGAGGAAAGAACAGAUAAACUUUUUAGUGGACAAUAAAAACGCGAUCAUCGAUGAAGAAGACGCAAGAUACUUGAAAGAAGUUUCAGACACGGAUAAAAUCUUGAAACUGGUAAAGAGAAUUAAGAAGUGGGAAAGUAAACACGGAAGUUCCUUACAAAAGAGAAGAAUUAGUCCAUUUGCAAAAUUCUGUGUAGAAAAUACUAAUACUAUUAAAGCCUCAAAAUUUAAGAGAUUGGAUGAAAACAGUGGAAGAAGUAAAGCUGCACUUUCACUUAUGAGGAAAUGGAUAAGAACCACGGAAGAAGAGAGGAAACCAAUUUAUAAUCAAUGUACCGAAUGUCCUGAUCCAGUGAUGUCGAAGUACAGACAAGACGUAGACUUUGGUGUGCUUUCCGAACGAUUAGAAAAAUUAAUAGAUGAAUACAUGGCCAGUACAUCUAGAAAUGUUGAUGUUAGUAGAAAAGAUUUAAGGGAUAUCCUGUCGAUGAAAGUGAUGAAAAUUGUUUGCCCACCCGGUGAACCGGUAGGUUUAUUAGCGGCGCAAUCAAUAGGAGAACCAUCCACUCAGAUGACCUUGAACACUUUCCACUUUGCUGGUCGUGGAGAAAUGAAUGUCACGCUAGGUAUACCUAGAUUGCGUGAAAUACUUAUGAUGGCAUCGAAAAAUAUUAAAACACCUAGCAUGGAAAUACCGUUUAGGAACGAUUUAAAAAAUGUAACAAAAGUCUCUAAUAGGUUGAAACUAAAAUUGACAAAGUGUAUUUUGUCAAAUGUUUUAGAUAACAUUAGCGUAAAUAGGAAAUUGAAACAUACUCCAAAUAGGCAACUAGUAUAUACUAUAAAUAUGAAUUUUCUUCCAUAUAAAUCGUACAAAGGAGAAUUUUGUGUUCAGCCGCAUGAAAUAUUGAAGAAAACGGAAUUUGUAUUUUUCAAAGAAAUGUUUAGGGAAAUCAAGAAAGUUGCUAAAGUAGCAGGUGCUUUGCUACAUGUUGAAGAGGAAAAGAAAUCACCAUAUGACAACGACGCAUUACUGGAUCAAGCUGAACCUGAUGAAGGAGCAGAAUACAGACCUCGAGCAAACUUAGGAGAAAUGCACGAGUCUUCAGAUGAAGAAGAGGCAGCAGAAGACGCGGAUGCAACGUUAACGCGAUCAAUUUCUCGGCACAAUGAAAAUCAAGAAUAUGAAGAUCCAGAAGAAGAGGAAAUAGAUGAUGCCAAUGAAAAAGAUGAUGAUGUAGAAAUGGAAAAUGAGAGAACAGAAGGUACAGAGCAGCCAGAAGAAGAAGACGAAGCUGAAUAUACAAAAACAGAAGUAAGCAGUAACCGUAGAAAGAGAGAUGUAAAAGGCAUGUACCAUAAUGUGCUAGACUAUGAUUAUGAUGAGGAGAAAUAUUCAUGGUGCAAAUUAACAUUUUGGCUACCUCUUAACAUGAUAAAAUUAGAUUUACCAAGAAUAAUUAGAACUGUGGCAGAAAAAGUUGUUUUAUGGGAGGUUCCGUAUUUAAAACGAGCAUUUACAUUCCAGAAUAAUACUGGAGAUACUAUCCUUAAAACGGACGGUAUAAAUAUAAUAGAAAUGUUCAAAUAUGAUAAAUCGCUAGAUUUAAAUAAAUUGUAUUCGAACGAUAUUUAUGGUAUUUCUCAAACAUACGGCAUCGAAGCAGCUAAUAGAGUUAUUAUGAAGGAAGUAAAAGACGUGUUCAAAAUGUAUGGUAUCACAGUCGAUAUUAGGCAUUUAUCGUUAAUCGCGGAUUAUAUGACAUUCGAUGGUACAUUUCAACCUCUUAGUCGUAAAGGAAUGGAGGAUUCAGCUUCACCAUUGCAGCAAAUCAGUUUUGAAAGUUCUCUUACGUUUUUGAAAAACGCCACGUUACAAGGAAAACGAGACAACUUGGUAUCUCCUUCCAGCAGAUUAAUGUUGGGCCAACCUUGCAAAGCUGGUACUGGAAUAUGUUCAGUGUUGCUAAAAAUGCAACCAGACCUAGAGACUUCUUUGUCAGUGGGUGCAUAAAUAAAUGAUUAUGAAAUGUUUAUAACAGAUUUAUGUUGAAAAUACGAUAAUAGUGAUAUAAUUGUACAUAAAUUUAAUACUUUA